This is a messenger RNA of Callorhinus ursinus (northern fur seal), 2645 nucleotides long. It is a transcript of the gene PABIR2, whose product is annotated as PABIR family member 2. Lineage: Eukaryota; Metazoa; Chordata; Mammalia; Carnivora; Otariidae. The record is from RefSeq and is a predicted model, not a curated record. Gene Ontology annotation, molecular function: protein serine/threonine phosphatase inhibitor activity.
CCAAGCCUCCGCCCCUUAGCCCCCGCCCCCAGCUGCCAGUCCCCAGCAGCUCAGUCCUGCAGUGAGAGUCUUGGGAGUCCAUAGCUAAGCACCAGGAGCUGAGCACUUGUCCGCUGUGCCUGCCUGCGAGUCUCCGACAUGGCUCAGGAGAAAAUGGAGCUGGACUUUGAGCCUGAUACAUCUGAUGGGGGCACCCUGAGGAGAUCCAGCAGCGCUCCCCUGAUCCAUGGGCUCAGUGACCUUUCACAGGUUUUUCAACCUUAUACCUUUAGAACUCGGAGGAAUAGUACAACGAUUAUGAGCCGUCAUAGCCUGUUGCUGUCAUCCUCGCCUAACCGUGUUCCUAGCAGCAGACUGCAUCAGAUCAAAAGGGAGGAGGGCAUGGAUAUGAUGAACAGGGAAACUGCACAUGAACGGGAAGUGCAGACAGCAAUGCAGAUAAGCCAAUCAUGGGAUGAGAGCUUGAGCCUGAGUGACAGCGAUUUUGAGAAGCCGGAGAAACUAUAUUCUCCAAAAAGGAUUGACUUCACUCCAGUUUCUCCGGCACCAUCACCCACCAGAGGAUUUGGAAAGCAAUGUUUUUCACCAUCCUUACAAAUGUUUGUGAGCAGCAGCGGGCUGCCACCAAGUCCCGUUCCUGGUCCAAGACGCUUUACCAGCAGGAGGAGUCAGAGUCCAGUCAAGUGCAUCAGGCCCAGUGUUCUUGGUCCUCUGAAAAGAAAAGGUGAAAUGGAGACAGAAAGCCAGCCCAAGAGGCUCUUCCAAGGCACUACCAGUAUGCUGUCUCCGGAGGCUGCGCAACUGUCUGAUCUCAGUUCAUGGUGGUGUUAUCAAGGAGAAGAAAUUCCUGCCUUGACCAGAUGUGUGGAGCAUCUACAAAUGAAUGAAUAAUGUUAUUUACACCCAAAGCACUGUGUAGAAAAGCAUACAUGGAGCUUGACAGCUUGUUUCGGGUGGUAUUAUGAGGCCUGAGGUGCCUUGGGGUACAGUGUUGUGCUGUAAAGAUGGAUGUCAUAAGGUAGGGUAGAAAAGGGGGCUUUAUGUGUCUGAUUGCCACAUACCUGUUUCGAUUGCUGCUUUUUUUUUUUCCCUGAUUACUUUUCUCUUAUUGGAUUUGUUGGUUUUGUCGCGUGGUGAGUGCGUGCUGCUGCCGACUGUGUUUGGGUUGUCGUGUUGCCACCAGAGUCCGAGUCCAGUUCUUGUGGAUGCUGCCUCCUAGUAAGGGCAAUUUAAUAUCUACGAGGAAGCUUUUAGGAGCUGAAAAAAAGUUAAUGUUACUGUGCAUUCUGCUUUUAAGAAGCUGUUUGAGCUGUGAACAGUGUACAUGAUAGUAAGUCUGAGGUACCAUAAGUUAUUUAAUUUUUAAAAGGGGAAAAUCCUGCUAGAGCUAUUUAAAAAAAAAAAAACAAAACCCGAGUGUAAUCUAUCGUUGUGUUAUUUAUUAUUUAAAAAUGUGUAAAAAUGUCUGUUGUGCUAGGUUUCUUUUAAUGUUCAGACAUCGUGGUUGGAUCGUCUGUGUUUAAUAUGCAAAUUUGCCUGCUAGGAUCAUAAUAUUCCACUUUUGAAAUGAAUGUAAGAAACGGAAACUCCUGCCUCUGUGUCCUUUGAAGGCCAAGAUUCUUGAAUUUUAACGGAAGAUGAUGCGCUUUGAGGGCACUCACAGAGUAGUCCUCCUGUAUGGCUUGAAGGGAGAUCUAGCCUCUUUGACUUACAAGAGAGCAUCACUUAGCUUGCAGUAAGUAGUUCUGUCCGGCAUCAGAUGUGGUGUUGAUUUUAAACUGUAAUAACCGCCACGGUGGCCAUUAUUAAUGGCUUGAUUUCUCGUAUUGCUUUCGCCUGUGCAAAGUCCAGAAGCUUUCAGGCCUAACAUCAGUGUACAUACUAUGAAGCGUGGUCCCUAGCGUGCCAUCUUAAAGAAAAAUUACUUCGAUGGUAUUCAGUGUGUCUAUUCUGUUUCUGAAAGAACCACGUUCAGAUGUUUCUGCCCAUAUAAUGCCAAGAGAUGGUUUUCUCUUUUACAGGAUAUUUAUCCACCUUCACCCUACUGUCUUCUUUGCCUUAAAGGGAUACUUUUGGCCAUGAUUUUUUGGCUCUAAUUUAGGACUCAUAAGAAACAACCUUCGGAAUGUGAUGGUAUUUAAAUUUCUUUUUGAAAUUUGGUGGGUGAGAAUUGGGACAGGAAAAUGAAGUUGUUACAGUAGUGUGAGAACCAGGAGAUGAGAUGAGUCACUUCAUCGUUUAAACCGAGGUUCGUUUUUAUUGUUCAAAUUGACUAGGAAGUUAAGUUUAUGCAGGGAUUGUUUUGGAAUAAAUAAAAGAGGCGCUAACCUUCAGAUGAGCUUUGUUGACAGUACCCCUUUAUUUUUAUAUAAAGUCUAAUAUUUGAAAAGUGGUCAUUAUUAUAAAAUAAAAUUAUCUCUUCCUAUUCUAAUAUAUCAUAUUUCAGGCUUCUAUUUGAAAGCAAGUACAAGAGAUGAUAUGAUAAGAAAAUCCUAUAGAUGCUCUUUUUGCUUGACUAACUUAUAUAAUCAUACUCUGUUUCAUGAUAACUGCUUUUGGAAUAAAUAAUAGGAAGUUUUGUGAAAUGCUGACCUUGUGUAUAUCUUAGAAUGCAAAUUUAAUAAAGUGUGUACACAUGCAUAAAA